UGUUCAGCCAAGUUCUUUCUGUAUCUUCGAAUUUAUUGGAUACGAUAUAUAGAUCUUUGCCAAUGAUUCGCAACGACUAUCGACAGUUGUAAAAUUUAUACGAAGACUAACUACCGUUUAAUUGAAGCUUACGAAAUGUUCUUUUAGCGAUUACAAUAGAAAUCCAAUAAAAGAAAUUGUUCGUCUACGAGUGUACGAAGAUCGGUGCAGAUUUUCGACACAACCAACUCGAAAGAGAAAUUCAUAUUCGCGCGCUUGUUGCGGUAUUGUAUCUAUUGCAAUUUCUCGUACAACGAAGUGUGAAGAAACAUGAGGCCGCCAUACAACGAAGGAGAGGUGCAGCAGAUCUCGCAGGAGCAAGGCGAAAGAAAUGUUGCGAUGGCAGUUUGCGUUCAACUGGCUGGUCGGGCGAUCAUCCGAGUGGUUUCACGGUGUGAGGAAGCCCAAGAUAAUUGUAACUUAGACUUGUCUGAGUGCCAGCUCAUGCAAAUCCCAGACGCAGUUUACCAUCUGAUGCGGCAUACGGAGUUGAAGAGAUGCGACCUCUCCGGUAACGUGAUCACAAAAAUUCCAGCAAAGUUUGCUGUGAAAUUUUCAUUAAUCACUGAACUGAAUUUAAGUCACAAUCAGAUGAGCAAGCUGCCUGAAGAGUUAGCCGAACUGCAAGCUCUGGAGAGACUCGAUAUCUCGCACAACACUUUCAUCUCUCUGCCAUCAGUAGCUUGGCGGAUACCGCACCUGAAACGACUUCUCGCUAGCAACAAUUUUAUUAUUGAUAUUGAUGUCGAGAGGCUCAGGCACGCACCUGUUCUAGAAUUUAUUGAUCUGCAAGCGAAUCCUCUUCCGCCGAGAUUGCACGAUCUUCUACGUACUCUGAGGAUCACAAUUGAGCUUACUCCUCGGCAAAUCGAAGAUUGGGAAGACUUGAACGUUUAAGUCACCUCCCAAGCGAGAGCAGCCUAUUUCGCGACGGAAGACGACGGAGAGGCGGUUCCGUCCCUCGUAUUCUUUCGACGAAAAUUGCUCAAAACUUUGCGCGUACUAGAAGUAGAAUCAAUAUUUUGUACAGUGAUAACGCGAGCUGUGUGAUAACAAGUGCCGCGGAUCGUAAAUCGAUGAUUCGCUUGUAUCUUUUGUAAAUGUCACUAUAGUGAUUUGUAUCUGUACUUAAUUAUCACGGAUCUGUUACUGGAUAUCAAUCAUGUAAUUUUUUCCUU
Messenger RNA from Cyphomyrmex costatus, 1217 nucleotides. RefSeq names its product leucine rich repeat containing protein 20 sclp (gene Sclp). Lineage: Eukaryota; Metazoa; Arthropoda; Insecta; Hymenoptera; Formicidae. The record is from RefSeq and is a predicted model, not a curated record. Bases 310 to 936 code for a protein of 208 amino acids. The transcript has 4 exons. Gene Ontology annotation, cellular component: cytoplasm. Gene Ontology annotation, molecular function: protein binding.